UAUCGUUUCUCAAUUUCCGACCCCCAAACAAAAAACAUAUAUAUAUAUACACACACACAACGCUGUCAUUUUUAUUUUCUAUGUCGGAAAAGAGAUUAUGUUGCGUCGUGAUGAGAAUGAACUUGGACUGCAAUGCUUGUUGCAGAAAAGCAGGGAGAAUCAUUCUCAAUAUGAAAGAAGUUGAGAGACACAUGAUAGAGAAAGAGGAUAGGAAGGUGAUAGUGUGCGGGAGAUUCCGGCCGUCGGAUGUGGCCAUAAAGCUGAGGAAAAAGAUGAAUCGUAGGGUCGAGAUUCUCCAUGUUCAAGGCUUCGGACACGAAGGAGGAGGAGAUGGAGGAGGAGGAGGAGGUGGCGGCGGUGGACAAGAAGAACACGAUCCACAUAAUUACGACAAUGCCAUGCAACACGACCACACUACCACUCCAUUGUUGUGUUAGUUUUUGUGUUAUGAUACGUAGAACAAAACAAAAAAAAGGCUUUUAUAUUAGAGAAAUUAAUAUAUUUGUUUAUGUGAGCAUUGUGCGUAAAUGAUUCAAGUAUUGUAUAUUAAUGGAUGAUAAUCAUGAUAUUUUAA
Molecule: messenger RNA, 574 nt
Organism: Tarenaya hassleriana
Lineage: Eukaryota; Viridiplantae; Streptophyta; Magnoliopsida; Brassicales; Cleomaceae
Exons: 3
Coding region: 81-437 (118 amino acids)
Source: RefSeq, a predicted model, not a curated record